Zootoca vivipara (common lizard) is the source of this 1961-nucleotide messenger RNA. RefSeq names its product mitochondrial transcription termination factor 4 (gene MTERF4). Lineage: Eukaryota; Metazoa; Chordata; Lepidosauria; Squamata; Lacertidae. Gene Ontology annotation, biological process: mitochondrial transcription; regulation of DNA-templated transcription; mitochondrial ribosome assembly. Gene Ontology annotation, cellular component: mitochondrion. Gene Ontology annotation, molecular function: double-stranded DNA binding. The record is from RefSeq and is a predicted model, not a curated record.
UCCUCCUCGGAGAGCCUCGCGCCGGACAGGGAACUUCGCAAGAUGAGGGGCGCGGAGCUGGGGCGCUUCUGCUCGCAGGUCUUGCAGAAGCACAAAUUUGUCCCCUUUGCCUGUCGCUCUAUCCAAUUGUUUUAUCUGAAGGCAUCACCACUUGCCUUUCUAUGCUCUCUUCAACACCUGGGCUGCAGAUUGACUGGCACCAGUUCUUCUGGACAAAGCGAAGCAAAUGUGUCCCAUGGAAGCUGUAAAACAGACACCAAUGAAGCCUCUCAGAAGCUUCUAGAGACUCUUGCUACUUCCCAAGUAGAGCCAGGGAGACCAGCUGAUUCAGAUCUCCUGAAGCUGGGGAAGGUGGCAGAUCCAUUCUUGGACAUGGGGCUAAGCCCUGCUCAGAUAACACACUUGUUCAGCUUGCAGCCAUAUGCACCUCCUCAGCUCAGGUUGGCUGUAGUUUCAGAGCUCCUCCUUCUGGGUUUAAGCACAGACGCCACACUAAAUGUCUUACAGAAGAGCCCUGAGUUGCUGGGAAUGUCAUCAAAGCAUAUAAAGGACCGUGCAGAUCUGCUGAGGAGGCUGGCGUUCAAGGAAGUGGGCCUUAACCAUAUGGCAGUUCAUUUUCCAAGAAUUUUUACCUUGCCACAAAAGAGAAUUGAGGUCCUAGAGAAUCUCCUCAAAGAAAAAUGCCUUUUCUCUGUGCAGCAGAUAUCAAAAAUUCUGCAAACAUGCCCAAAUAUUUUGAUGGAGGAGCUAGGUGAUGUGGAAUACAAAUUCCAGUUUGCUUAUUUCAGGAUGGGGAUUAAACACAGAGAAAUAGUGAAUUCUGGUUUCUUCCAAGCAUCACUGGCUGAGAUUAAAAACCGGGUAAUUUUCUUGGAGCGAUUGGGACUCUAUCAAACUCCUGACAAGAAAGGACAGACCCAGGUUGUCAACCCCAAACUGAAAAGCAUAAUUAGAGCUGCUGAAAGUGACUUUAUAGAAAAAUUUGCCUGUUCCUCAUUGGAAGAGUAUAAUAUAUUUAAGAAAUUGCUGGCCCGUGAAGAAGAACAGAGGCGGAAAGAGGAGGAAGCUGCAGAGAAAAACGAUCUCUCAGAUUCAGAGAAUGAUGGCGAAGGGUCUGAUUCAGACUAAGUACAUAAAAUUAAAAAUCUCUGAAGUUUGGUACUGGUAUAAUCUGUUUGUCUAGAAUUGGCUUGAGCACUGGGGAAUGAAAAUGCAUCAGUUGUGUAAAAAUGAGAGGUGGUGGUCAAUAAGGGUAAAGUCUACUCAGCAGCUGUGUAAAAGCAAUGGAACCCAAAAAUGUUUGUGAUCUGUCAUUACUCUGGCUUGUUCCUUUAGAACCACCACACAUUUUGAGAAUCGUGGGGUAAACUUGAGGUGGGAGUUCUCAAGAUGGACUGAGGAAUUCCUCUACAUCAGGGUCUCUCCAUCUGUUAUUGACUCCCAACUCCCCAGCCAACAAGGUCAUGGAUUAUGGAAAUCCAAGAACAUGUGAAGAGCAACUGGUUACCCACCUCUACUCUAGAUGAUAAGAAUGCACUUCAUUUUAAGAAUGGCAACAAUUCUGUUUUCUCUGAGGGACUUGAAAUAGGCAAUGCUAGGGAUGGAUUGUCAAGGAAGAUGAAAUGCAGCCUGUGAAGUAAAAAGUCAGAUGUUGUUUUCAGAACAGAGAAGGAGGUGUUGUGGGUUCUGUGAAGUAAAACUUAGAUAAUGAUUUAUGGAAGAGGAAAUGUGGGCCUAGGUGCAGUUUGUAAGCAGAAAUUUCAUGCUCAGGAUAGCAAACAGGUUUUGCUGGUAGUUGGUGGCUGACAACUGCUAAAAUUGUUGGUAAAGGUAGCCAACUGGCAUCCUCACGUAUUCUUAAAGAAAGCAGACUAGCUUUUAAAUAAAUUGUAUUUUAAUCUAAAAUGCAAAACAAAAUAACUUUGACAGAAUAAAAUCUUUUUUAGUUUAUUGCUGCAUUA